GCCUCCUCGAACAGUGCAAGAGAAGAAGAACUCCGACCAUCGUUCCUUCUUCCUCCACCGUCCUCCGUACGGGCAAAGGACCACCGACCACCGGCCUUCGUAAAGGAUAAACUAACUGGGAGCUCCGGAAGGAUUGGGACUGUCUGCUUCUCUCGUCAUGCCCUUUACCCGCCGGUCAUAAAUCGCAGUAUUCGUAGAUUCUGUGAAAUGGCGGCGGAGAGUGGGAAAAGCUUGAAAAGGAGGGACCACCUCUUGGAGAUCGAGGCAAAGGCUAGAAGCUGGUGGAAUGAGGCAGACGUCUUCAGAGCGGAGCCAUGUGAAAAGCCUCCUCAGCCCGGGGAGAAGUUCUUUGGCAAUUUUCCGUUCCCCUAUAUGAAUGGCUAUUUGCACCUUGGCCAUGCUUUCUCUCUCUCGAAACUGGAGUUUGCUGUUGCUUAUCAUAGGCUGAGGGGUGCCAAUGUGCUUCUUCCGUUUGCUUUCCACUGCACCGGCAUGCCCAUAAAGGCGUCUGCUGACAAGCUUCGCCGUGAAAUUCAACAAUUCGGUAACCCUCCUGUGUUCCCUGGUCCCGGUGAUGCUGAGCCAGAAGAACCAAAAAAACCAGAGCAAGUGAAUGAGAAUGUAUCUGGCCAACCUGAUAAAUUCAAGGGGAAAAAGUCCAAGGUAGCAUCAAAAGCCGGCGGGCAAGUGUUUCAGUGGGAGAUCAUGCGUAGUUUUGGGCUGACGGAUGAAGAGAUUGCAAAGUUUCAGGAUCCAUACGAGUGGCUAAGGUUCUUUCCGCCGUUGGCUAUGGAGGAUCUCAAGGCUUUUGGCUUGGGUUGUGAUUGGAGGCGAUCUUUUGUUACCACAGAUAUAAAUCCCUACUUCGACAGCUUUGUGCAGUGGCAAAUGAGGAAGCUAUAUGCGAUGGGUAAGAUUGUGAAGGACGUUAGAUACACGAUUUACUCUCCUUUAGAUGGCCAGCCUUGUGCUGAUCACGACAGGGCAUCUGGUGAAGGAGUUCUGCCCCAGGAGUAUACCCUCAUAAAAAUGGAAGUUUUAAGGCCAUUUCCUCCAAAGUUAGGGCCUCUGGAGGGGAAAAAUGUUUUCCUAGCUGCUGCUACUCUGAGGCCCGAGACUAUGUAUGGGCAAACGAAUGCCUGGGUGUUGCCGGAUGGUGAAUAUGGAGCUUAUGAGAUUAAUGAAACUGAUGUGUUUGUCAUCACAGGCCGUGCUGCCCUUAACCUAGCAUAUCAGAACUUCUCAAGGAUCCCUCAGAAGCCUACUUGCUUGAUGGAGCUGACUGGUCAUGACCUGAUUGGUCUUCCUUUGAGAUCUCCUCUUUCGUGUAAUGAAGUUAUAUACGCUCUUCCUAUGUUGACCAUCCUAACAGACAAAGGUACUGGAAUUGUCACCAGUGUGCCUAGUGAUGCCCCUGAUGAUUAUAUGGCUUUGCAUGAUCUCAAAGCAAAACCGGCUUUCAGGGCCAAAUAUGGGGUGAAGGAUGAGUGGGUUAUGCCCUUUGAAAUACUGCCGAUAAUCAACAUUCCGGAGUUUGGGGAUAAGGCUGCUGAAAAGGUCUGCAUCGAUCUGAAAAUUAAGAGCCAGAACGAGAAGGAGAAACUCGCUGAAGCUAAACGGCUCACGUACCUCAGAGGGUUUACUGAGGGAACUAUGCUUGUGGGAGAAUAUGCAGGGAUGAAAGUUCAAGAAGCAAAACCAUUGCUUCGAACCCAACUGAUCGAGACAGGCCAAGGAAUUAUGUAUAGUGAGCCUGAAAAGCGAGUCACUUCAAGAUCAGGUGAUGAAUGCGUAGUGGCACUUACUGAUCAAUGGUACAUAACUUAUGGAGAAGCAGAAUGGAAGAAACUAGCCGAGGAAUGCCUGAGCAGUAUGAACCUCUAUUCUGAUGAGACACGGCAUGGCUUUGAACACACUUUGAGCUGGCUGAAUCAGUGGGCGUGCUCAAGAUCAUUUGGUCUUGGGACUCGCAUUCCAUGGGACAAGGAAUUCCUUGUCGAAUCCUUGUCUGACUCCACCAUUUACAUGGCCUACUAUACUGUUUCACACUUCCUGCACAACGAUGACAUGUAUGGUACGAACAAACAUCCAAUUCAACCUUCGCAGAUGACUGACGAAGUUUGGGAGUUCAUCCUCUGUGGUGGUCCAUACCCUAAUUCCUCUGGUAUACCAGCAGCUGUACUCGAUAAGAUGAAGAUGGAAUUUGACUACUGGUAUCCAUUUGACUUGCGAGUCUCGGGCAAGGACCUUAUCCAGAAUCAUUUGACCUUCUCCAUAUACAACCAUGUAGCAAUCAUGGAUAAAAAGCACUGGCCACGUGGAUUCAGGUGCAAUGGCCAUAUCAUGCUCAACUCCGAGAAGAUGUCCAAGUCGACUGGCAAUUUCAGAACGUUGAAACAGGCAAUUGAGGAAUUCUCAGCUGACGCUACGAGAUUUUCACUGGCUGAUGCUGGAGAUGGUGUCGACGAUGCUAAUUUCGUCUUUGAAACCGCCAACUCGGCAAUCCUUCGGCUCACCAAGGAGAUCGCCUGGAUGGAAGAAGUUCUGGCUGCUGCAGAAUCAUCCUCUCUUAGGGAGGGCGCUCCUUCAACUUAUGCUGAUCGCGUGUUUGAGAAUGAGAUAAACAUUGCAGUCAAGAUGACCGAAGAGAGUUACAGCAAUUGCAUGUUCAGAGAGGCAUUGAAGACCGGAUUCUACGAUUUACAAACUGCCAGAGAUGAGUACAGAUUCUCGUGUGGCAGUGGAGGUAUGAACCGUGACCUGGUUUUCCGGUUUAUGGAUGUGCAGACUCGCCUCAUCACUCCAAUUUGUCCACACUACGCUGAAUACGUAUGGAGGGACCUUCUAAAGAAGGACGGGUUGGCAGUGAAAGCUGGUUGGCCCACUGCAGGUUCUCCUGAUCUGAAGUUGAAGGCAGCCAACAAGUACCUGCAGGAGUCCAUUGUUCUAAUGAGGAAGUUGCUCCAGAAGCAACUUUCUGGGCCAAAGAAAGGAAACAAGAAAGACACUGCACCAGUUACUGCUACCUCAGAUAACAAAUUGACAGGUUUGAUAUAUGUCAACGAAAUGUUUGAUGAGCGGAAAUCAGAAUGCUUGAAGAUACUCCAAAGCAAGUUUGAUGGCAAUACUCGGAAGUUUGCACCCGACAGCGAGAUAUUGCAGGCAUUGCAGGCGAGCCCACUUUUCCAGGGUUCGAACGUCAAACAGUUCCAGAAGCAGUACAUGCCGUUUGUGAGGUUCAAGAAGGACGAAGCAGUUGCAAUUGGUGUUCAGGCGUUGGAUCUGAGGCUACCUUUUGGAGAGAUUGAAGUUCUAAGGGAGAACCUGGAGCUGAUCAAGCGACAGCUCGGUCUUGAAGUUGUUGAAAUUUUAUCAGCCUCAGAUCCUAACGACAAGGCUCGAGCUGGCUCCCUUGCCUCUGUCUUGGAGCAGAAUGCUCCCUCCCCUGGAAGCCCCACGGCCAUCUUCUUGACCAGGUAGCAAAGUUCCAGAGGUGGAACAAAGUGAUUGCUUGGGCAAUGCUGGAUACAAAUACGAGUGAAUGCUGCCAAGAGGUGACAGUAGUUUGAGUUUGAUCUGUUAAUGAAUUUUUGAAUCAUGCCUUCUUUUUGCUGCUGUUUUGUUCUGAACCUGAACUGUAUUCCACUGUUAUCUCAUAUUAGACCAUUUUGAAGUUUUCCCUACUGUUAUGCAAUGAAAUUUCGCGCGGAAGAAGUUAGUGGUCUGCACUGCUGGUUUGUUGGUUUGUUUGGUAAUGAAUUGUGUUUCCUUCUGGGGGAGAAAUGGGACGAUCUUGUGUUAAUAGUUAUUUCUCUAAGUAGUUGGAGUGUCUUUCCUGUUUGGUUAACAGAAUCGAAACCAUGUAAAAACCGAAAACUGAAGUAGUAUAUUUUUUUUAUGAGGG
Messenger RNA from Linum tenue, 3904 nucleotides. NCBI's taxonomy places the organism in Eukaryota, Viridiplantae, Streptophyta, Magnoliopsida, Malpighiales, Linaceae. The record is from the annotation of a GenBank genome assembly.